This is a messenger RNA of Patella vulgata (common limpet), 1025 nucleotides long. Its product is annotated as epidermal growth factor receptor-like. The transcript has 5 exons. Lineage: Eukaryota; Metazoa; Mollusca; Gastropoda; Patellidae. The coding region runs from base 1 to 609 and encodes 202 amino acids. The record is from RefSeq and is a predicted model, not a curated record.
AUGUUUUGGUGUUUUAAUUUCAGAGAUCCCCAUUUGAAGAUACCUCACAUUCACCCAUCCAAUCUUUCCGUGUUUGAAGAUGUGGAGGAGAUAUCGGGCAACUUAAUUAUCCAAUCAAAUCACACAGAAUUCCGGAAUCUCUCAUAUUUUAAGAGUCUGAAAUAUUUUUCUGGUCGGGAACCGAAUGGUGCCCUAGCUCUUAAUAUUAUGAUGACACAUUUGGAAUCGUUGGAAUUGGUGAAGUUGAAGGAGAUACGUCAAGGUGGCAUCCUGAUAGCGGGCAACAGUAAUCUGUGUUACGUAGGUAGUAUGAACUGGAGGUUACUCAUAUUAAACGACGAUCAACGACUCAACAUUCAGUCCAAUGCUAAACCUGAAGAUUGUGUUCGUGACGGUCACGUAUAUGAUGAUGAAUGUUCCCUGGAUGGUUGCUGGGGAAAGGGAAAAGACAAAUGCCUCAAAUGUCGAAAAUAUCGUGUUGAAGAAGAAAAUAUGUGUAUUAAAUCCUGUUCUCAUAUAAAUCUUCAUUUACAUGCUGGAAAUAAGAGAUGUAAACCUUGUCAUGCUCAAUGUAAAAACAACUGUACUGGACCAGAACCGAAUCAAUGAGACAGUUGUAAGAAUGUUACCAUUCUAGAUAACAACAAUGUCGCCAUCUGUCUAGCAGAGUGUCCAAGUAUCAUGUACCCAGAUGAAAAUAAUAUCUGUAGAAAAUGUCAUAAAAACUGUGCUGAUGGAUGUACAGGAAAUUCUGAUAUUGUGGGUCCAGGGGGAUGUAACUCUUGUGAAGUCGGUUUUCGAAAGUCUCAUUUUACAGAAACUAUAAGAUGUUUACCAACCGAUACUAAUUCCUGCCCCGACAGUCAUCAUCUAACUCCCGUUAAAAUAGACAAUAAUAAUCUACUAGGUGGAAAAAGGGUAAGAUUGUGUUUCUGUCAUUUAGGGAUUGUGGUGUUAGAGGUAUAAUGUCCUAGGUUUUGGUCAUUUAGGGACUGUGGUGUUAAAGGGAUAAUGUCCUAGGUUUU